This is a messenger RNA of Penicillium oxalicum, 3336 nucleotides long. RefSeq names its product cation-translocating P-type ATPase. Gene Ontology annotation, molecular function: ATP hydrolysis activity; ATP binding; P-type sodium:potassium-exchanging transporter activity. Lineage: Eukaryota; Fungi; Ascomycota; Eurotiomycetes; Eurotiales; Aspergillaceae. The transcript has a single exon. Gene Ontology annotation, cellular component: membrane. Gene Ontology annotation, biological process: intracellular potassium ion homeostasis; intracellular sodium ion homeostasis; proton transmembrane transport. The coding region runs from base 1 to 3336 and encodes 1111 amino acids. The record is from RefSeq and is a predicted model, not a curated record.
AUGGCCAAGACAAUGUCGAGCGAUGAGCUUGACUUGGAAGCCGAAGGCAAUGAAACAGCUCGUGCUCAACCAGCGCAGUUCGGUGUGAGCAUCACCCAACGUGCAAUUUCUUUUGGACCGGAUGAACGGGACUCUGCUCGACCGGGUCGUGUUAUGGGCAGAGUCCGACGAUCGAUGUCCCGCUCGCGAUCUCGCAGCCAGACCCGACUUGAUCGAGCCGCCUCCAAUGUUGCCAUCGAAUUCCAGCGGAUGAGCAUCCAGAUCGCCGAGUCGGAAACCCGAGAGAAAGCGUAUGAGGACCUCAAAGCCCCUCCGAAAAAACACGAAUUGCCAGAAGAUGCACAAUAUUUUGAAAACCUCAACUUCCACAAGCAGAGUCUGGAGGACAUUUGGAGUCACUUCAACAGCACCACGCAGGGCCUCUCCCUCGAAGAGUCGAUGGCUCGCUUGGGUCGCGACGGCAAGAACGUGCUUCCUCAUGUCAAGCCAAACUAUGUCAAGCGGAUUCUCAAGUAUGUUUUUGGAGGGUUCUGCUCUGUCCUGUGGAUCGGUGUGAUCAUCUUCUUCAUCUGCUGGCGCCCCCUCGGUGAUCCCGACCCGCAAGCUUACAACCUGGGACUGGGCAUCUUGGUCUUGAUUGUGAUCUUCUUGCAGGCAUCUUUCUCCGCCUUUCAAGAUUGGUCCACUGCUCGCACCAUGAAAGCGAUUUUGGAUAUGGUGCCCACGGAAGCCACCGUGCUGCGAUCGGGCGAACCGAUGCGCAUCCCCUCGACCGACCUGGUCACCGGUGACGUUGUCAAGCUCAGUGUGGGCAACAAGGUGCCUGCCGACCUUCGCCUCAUUUCCACCUCCGGAGAUACUCGCUUUGAUCGCUCAGUGUUGACGGGAGAGUCGGAGGAAAUUGAUGGCACCACCGAGAUGACGGACAACAACUUCCUCGAGAGUCGCAAUGUCGCUCUGAUGGGAACAAUGGUGACCAAUGGAAGCGCGGUGGGCAUUGUCGUACUCACGGGCCAACGCACCGUCAUGGGUCACAUCACAGUCUCGUCCACAGACGUCAAGGAGGAGCCAACCCUCAUUCAGAAGGAGAUCACUCGUUUCGUCUACAUUAUCGUCUGCCUGACCGUUUUCCUCGCAUGUCUGCUCCUCUUUACCUGGGCGGGAUGGCUUCGUGUAAAGCACUCCGGCUUCAUGAGCGUCGUCGCCAUGCUCAACGACGUCAUGGGUUGCGUGGUGGCAUUUAUCCCCGAGGGAAUGCCCGUGGGAGUCGCUCUUACUCUCAUGAGGGUUGCUCGAAGCAUGAAGAAGAACAACAUCCUGCCCAAGGGACUCUCCACCGUGGAGACCUUGGGAUGCGUCAACGUGAUCUGUUCGGACAAGACCGGCACUCUGACUGAGAAUCGAAUGAGCGUCAUCACAACCGCCUUUGCGGAUCAAACAUUCACGUCCCAGGAGGCCAUCUCUGCCACCCGGGCAAAGUCCCACGAGCCCCUCAACCGUCUCCAUAGAGCUGCUGCCCUCUGCAACGAUGCAGUGUUUGACCCUUCUACCAUCCAGAAUCCGAUCAAAGAACGCAAAGUACUGGGCAAUCCCACCGACGGAGCAGUCCUCCAAUUUGUGGAAGAGGUCCAACCUGGCUGUCUUCAAACUCUGAAUGAAUCAUACCAGCGAGUCUUCAGCAUUCCGUUCAAUUCGAAGAACAAAUGGAUGCUCACAAUCCACAAGAUGCCCCACUCGGGUGCGGAUGAGAAAUCUGGCAAGCACUUGCUUUUCAUGAAGGGAGCCUCGGAUAUCCUGCUGCCACGCUGCACCUCGUACUGGUCUUGCACGGAAGAUGCCGUUCGUCCUCUGGAUGGUGAAGCCAUCAACAACCUGGCCGCAGUGCAGGAGAAGAUGUCGAGAGCCGCCCAGCGUGUCAUCCUUCUUUGUGAACGGUCUUACACCCCGAAAGAAGCCCUCGGCACUGCUGCGUUUGGUGAGGAAGUUCAGCGCGACGGAUUCGCCGACCUGACUUUGAUUGGAAUGUUUGGCAUCAUCGAUCCCCCCCGUCAGGAAGCGGCCGCGACGGUUGCCGCCUGUCGACGGGCCGGUGCUCGCUUCUUCAUGGUGACUGGAGACCUUGGUUUGACUGGUGCGGCUAUUGCUCGCGAAAUCGGAAUCUUCACCGGCGACGCUGAACCGGAUACUUUUGACACUGUGGUGAACCGUCGUGGCAUCAACAUGAGCCAUUCCACUCUGGCUACUGAGGUCGGCUGGUCGCAAACCAGCUUGCUUCUCGAGGGUCCAUCGAUCUCAAAGUUGACGCAUGAAGACUGGGAUGUUGUUUGUGGAUAUCAGGAGAUUGUGUUUGGACGUACCAUGCCGGAUCAAAAGCUGCGGAUUGUCAAUGAGCUUCGUGCGCGUGAUUACGUGGUCGCAGUCACCGGCGACGGCGUCAAUGAUGCCCCGGCUCUUCGCGCGGCCGAUGUGGGUGUCGCUGUGGUCACCGGAAGCGACGUGGCCCUGGAAGCUGCCGACUUGAUCCUGAUGGACAAAUUCGACUCGAUCAUUGAAGCUAUCCGUCUUGGGCGACUGGUCUUCCAGAAUCUCCAAAAGGUCAUCAGCUACCUGUUGCCUGCCGGCUCGUGGUCGGAGAUUUGGCCAGUGCUUCUCAACGUCUUCUUCGGUGUUCCCCUUCCGCUCUCCUCCUUCCUGAUGAUCAUCAUCUGCGUUUUCACCGACCUGUUCUGCUCCCUGUCGUUGAUCUUCGAGCAAGAGGAAUUCGAUCUCUUGGAUCUGCCCCCGCGGAACCACAAGACGGACCACCUGAUCAACCUGAAGGUUUACAUCCAGAGCUACUUGUUCAUGGGUGUCAUGCAAACCGUCUGUGCGCACUCGAUGUACUUCCUCUACUACUGGCGACACGCGGGGAUCCCCGCCCACGCGUUGUUCUUCGCCUUUGAGAAGUAUACUGACGGGUUCUAUGGGUACACUCAGGACGAGUUGAACCAGUUCAACAUCGUCGGGCAGAGCGUGUACUUUGUGUGCCUGCUGGUCCUCCAGUGGGGCAACAUUCUCAGUGUGCGCAACAAGCGGUUGUCCAUUCUGCAAGCCGACCCCAUCCGCAAGAAGCGCCGCAACCCAUGGCUGUUGGCGAGCAUGGUGGUGAGCUUGGGCAUCGCCAUCUUCGUCACCGAGGUCCCCGGUAUCCAGACCAUCUUCGCUACCGGGCCGGUGCCCCUGGAGUUCUGGUUCCUGCCCAUCCCUCUGGCGGUGGGUGUUCUGUGCAUGGAUGAGCUUCGCAAGCUCAGCGUCCGCGUGUGGCCCAAGGGAUUCACUGCUCAGAUCGCUUGGUGA